UGUCCCUUCAUAAAUCCCCUAUAAAUAACUUCCCAAAGCCACAUUGGUUUUGUGUCAAAAUUCGACCAAAUCCAUUCUUCUUCUUCUUCGAUGGAGAAGGAUGGGAAAAUGAUUGGUGUUUUCUCAGAAGCAGAGGAAUAUUCCUCAGAGUUGGAUAUUGCUGUUAGAGCAGUUCAGUUGGCAUGCUCCCUCUGUCAGAAAAUGCAAGACACUCUUUCCAAGUCUAGGAGCAAAGAUCAGGUCCCAACCAUGGAUGACAAUUUCCCAGUCACAGUUGCAGUUUGGAGUGUCAAAGCAAUUGUCAGCUGGAUAUUGUCUGAGUGUUUAGGAGGUGAAAACAUCUCAAUUUUAGCUGAAGAGGAUGUUCAUCAGACUCUCUCCAAUAAUAAUGCAUCAGAACUCUUAAAAUCUGUGGUUAAAACUGUGAAUGAAUGUCUAGCCGAAGCGCCUCGAUUUGGAGUUGAAGAGCCAAAAUCACCUCUUGGAACUUCAGAGCUUCUUGAAAUCAUUAGUAAAUUCAACACAGUUGGAAGUCCUUCUGGAAGAUUUUGGGCACUUGAUCCUCUUGAUGGUACAUUUGGGUUUGUUGGUGGAGAUCAAUAUGCUGUAGCUCUAUCACUCAUAGAAGAUGGAGAAGUGGUUCUUGGUGUUCUUGGGUGUCCUAACUACCCAAUGAGAAAGGACUGGUUGAGUUAUCAAAGCAGCUAUCAGAGGAUUAUGUCCAAGUUGAAUCCUUCAAACUCUGAAACUUGGAAUAAAGGUUGUGUUAUUUAUGCUAAAAGGGGUAAUGGAAAGGCUUGGAUUCAGCCACUGCUCCAUACUAAUAAGAAGUUUAUGUGGCCAAACAGUGCAAAACCAGUUUCUGUCUCUUCCAAUGAAGAUCCAGUAUUGGCCACUUUCUGUGAAACAUUUGAGAAUGCCAAUUCAAACCACUCUUUUACUGAAGGACUGGCUCAUAGUGUUGGCCUCAGUGACCAGCCAUUGAGAGUACACAGCAUGGUGAAAUAUGCUGCAAUUGCUUGUGGGGAUGCAGAGGUUUUCAUGAAGUUUGCAAGGGCUGGUCAGAAGGAGAAGAUAUGGGAUCAUGCUGCUGGUGUUAUCAUCAUUCAGGAGGCUGGAGGCAUGGUAACUGAUGCUGGUGGGGAUCCCUUGGACUUCACAAAUGGUUCAUGUUUAGAAGGGCUUGAUCGUGGUAUAGUUGCCUGUGCUGGAGCCACAUUACAUGAAAAGAUCAUUGAUUCUGUUGAUGCUAGCUGGGCCUCUUCUUGCCUUUGAGAUUGUUUCUAAUUAUCUACUUGUGUAUUACAAAUUGUGGUUAUAUCAAUAAUAUUUGAUAUUUUCUUUUCUGUUUUACACAAAUAUCAUACAAACCGGAUUUGGGUUCCCUGCAGUCCGAAAAUCCAGCAUGCUUGCCGUCAAGUGUUUUUAGCCACAUGACCACAGAUCAAACCAUACCAAUUUUAAGUUGUAAUAGGUACUUUAGAAUGAUAACUCAAAAUGUAAGUCAUCGGACAACUCAACAUGCUUGAAUGUGUGAAUGCGCGACUCAAUUAAGUGCAGGGAAUCUAAAUCCUUAGAAAUCCUUUUUGCUUGAUG
Lotus japonicus is the source of this 1596-nucleotide messenger RNA. RefSeq names its product PAP-specific phosphatase HAL2-like. Lineage: Eukaryota; Viridiplantae; Streptophyta; Magnoliopsida; Fabales; Fabaceae. The transcript is spliced from 3 exons. The record is from RefSeq and is a predicted model, not a curated record. Gene Ontology annotation, molecular function: 3'(2'),5'-bisphosphate nucleotidase activity. Gene Ontology annotation, biological process: sulfate assimilation; phosphatidylinositol phosphate biosynthetic process. Bases 91 to 1275 code for a protein of 394 amino acids.